Molecule: messenger RNA, 6641 nt
Organism: Jaculus jaculus (lesser Egyptian jerboa)
Lineage: Eukaryota; Metazoa; Chordata; Mammalia; Rodentia; Dipodidae
Gene: Cdk12
Product: cyclin dependent kinase 12
Exons: 20
Coding region: 49-4242 (1397 amino acids)
Biological process (GO): positive regulation of transcription elongation by RNA polymerase II; transcription elongation by RNA polymerase II; protein phosphorylation
Cellular component (GO): nucleus; cyclin/CDK positive transcription elongation factor complex
Molecular function (GO): cyclin binding; cyclin-dependent protein serine/threonine kinase activity; RNA polymerase II CTD heptapeptide repeat kinase activity
Source: RefSeq, a predicted model, not a curated record
UGGAGCUCUGGGGAACUUUUUCCCCUUCUUCAGGUCAGGGGAAAGGGAAUGCCCAAUUCAGAGAGACAUGGGGGCAAGAAGGACGCGAGUGGAGGAGCUUCUGGAACUUUGCAGCCGUCCUCGGGAGGUGGCAGCUCCAACAGCAGAGAGCGUCACCGCUUGGUGUCGAAGCACAAGAGGCAUAAGUCCAAGCACUCCAAAGACAUGGGGUUGGUGACCCCCGAAGCGGCAUCCUUGGGUACCAUGAUCAAACCUUUGGUGGAGUAUGAUGACAUCAGUUCUGAUUCAGACACCUUCUCUGAUGACACGGCCUUCAAAUCAGACCGGAGGGAGAACGAUGAACGUCGCGGAACGGAUCGCAGUGACCGCCUGCACAAGCAUCGUCACCACCAGCACCGGCGUUCCCGGGACUUGCUAAAAACGAAACAGACCGAAAAAGAGAAAAACCAGGAAGUCUCCAGCAAGUCGGGAUCGAUGAAGGAACGAACGUCAGGCAGUUCCAAGCGUUCCGCUGAGGGCAGUGAUGACUAUGGGAAGGCGCCGAUCUGCAAAAGCAGCAGCAAAGAGUCCAGGUCAUCCAAACUGCAUAAGGAGAAGACCCGAAAAGAACGGGAGUUGAAGUCUGGACACAAAGACCGGAGUAAAAGUCAUCGAAAAAGGGAAACACCCAAAAGUUACAAAACGGUCGAUAGCCCGAAACGGAGAUCCCGGAGUCCUCACAGGAAAUGGUCUGACAGCUCCAAGCAAGAUGAUAGCCCUUCUGGAGCAUCUUAUGGCCAAGAUUAUGACCUUAGUCCCCCAAGGUCCCAUUCUUCUAGCAAUUAUGACUCCUACAAGAAGAGUCCUGGAAGUAACUCCAGAAGACAGUCGAUCAGCCCACCUUACAAAGAACCUUCGGCUUACCAGUCUAGCACCCGGUCACCUAGUCCCUACAGCAGACGACAGAGGUCUGUGAGUCCCUACAGCCGGAGACGGUCGUCCAGCUAUGAAAGGAGUGGCUCUUACAGCGGAAGAUCACCCAGUCCCUAUGGUCGAAGAAGAUCUAGCAGCCCAUUCUUGAGCAAGCGGUCUCUGAGUCGGAGUCCACUCCCCAGUAGAAAAUCUAUGAAGUCCAGAAGUAGAAGUCCUGCAUAUUCAAGACACUCAUCUUCUCACAGUAAAAAGAAGAGAUCUGGAUCAAGGAGUCGUCAUUCCAGUAUCUCACCUGUUAGGCUUCCACUGAAUUCCAGCCUGGGAGCUGAACUCAGUAGAAAAAAGAAAGAAAGAGCAGCAGCUGCUGCUGCAGCAAAAAUGGAUGGAAAGGAAUCCAAGGGUUCACCUUUAAUUUUGCCUAAAAAAGAGAACAGUUCAGUAGAGGCAAAGGAUUCAGGCUUAGAGUCUAAAAAAUUAACCAAAGGUGUAAAAUUGGAAAAAUUUGCCCCAGAUACUGAACUGGUAAAUGUAGCACAUUCAAAUACAGAGGUUAAAAAUUCUUUAGAUGCAGGGAAAGUAAAGGAUGAGAAUUCUGAGAAGCAUCCUGUUAAGGAUUUGAAAGCACAGGUAACCAGAGACUCUAAACCUGUAGCAUUGAAGGAGGAGAUUGUUAUUCCAAAGGAUACAGAGUCAUUGGAAAAGGAAACCCCUCCACCCCUUCCCACAAUUGCUUCUCCUCCACCCCCCUUACCAUCCACUACUCCUCCACCUCAGACACCCCCUUUGCCACCUUUGCCUCCACUACCAGCUAUUCCACAGCAACCACCUCUGCCUCCUCCCCACCCACUGUUUAGUCAAACUCCUCUUUCUAGUACUUCAACCCUACCCCCUUCUCCACACCCAAGAACAUCCACUCUGUCCUCUCACACAAAUUCUCAGGCUCCUGUACAGGUUUCUAUGAAGACUCAAGUAUCUGUAACUGUUGCUGUUCCACACCUGAAAACUUCAACAUUGCCUCCUCUUCCCCUUCCACCUCUGUUACCUGGAGAUGAUGAUAUGGACAGUCCAAAAGAAACACUUCCUUCAAAACCUUUGAAGAAAGAAAAGGAACAAAGGACUCGUCACUUACUCACAGACCUUCCUCUCCCCCCUGAGCUCCCUGGUGGGGAUCCAUCUCCCCCAGACUCUCCAGAGCCAAAGGCAAUUACACCACCUCAGCAACCAUAUAAAAAGAGACCAAAAAUUUGUUGUCCUCGUUAUGGAGAAAGAAGACAGACAGAAAGUGAUUGGGGAAAACGCUGUGUGGACAAGUUUGACAUAAUUGGGAUUAUUGGAGAGGGAACCUAUGGCCAAGUAUAUAAAGCCAAGGACAAAGACACAGGAGAACUAGUAGCUCUGAAGAAAGUAAGACUAGACAAUGAGAAAGAGGGCUUCCCAAUCACAGCUAUUCGAGAGAUCAAAAUUCUUCGCCAGUUAAUCCAUCGAAGUGUUGUUAACAUGAAGGAAAUUGUCACAGAUAAACAAGAUGCACUGGAUUUCAAGAAGGAUAAAGGUGCCUUCUACCUGGUAUUUGAGUAUAUGGACCAUGACUUAAUGGGACUGCUAGAAUCUGGUUUGGUUCAUUUUUCUGAGGACCAUAUCAAGUCAUUUAUGAAACAGUUAAUGGAAGGAUUGGAUUACUGCCAUAAAAAGAAUUUCCUGCAUCGGGAUAUUAAGUGUUCUAACAUUUUGCUGAACAACAGUGGGCAAAUCAAACUUGCAGAUUUUGGACUUGCUCGACUCUAUAACUCUGAAGAAAGUCGCCCUUAUACAAACAAAGUCAUUACUCUGUGGUACCGACCUCCAGAACUGCUGCUGGGAGAGGAGCGAUAUACACCAGCCAUAGAUGUUUGGAGCUGUGGAUGCAUCCUUGGAGAACUGUUUACAAAGAAGCCUAUUUUUCAAGCCAAUUUGGAACUGGCUCAACUAGAACUGAUCAGCCGUCUCUGUGGUAGUCCUUGUCCAGCAGUAUGGCCUGAUGUUAUCAAGCUGCCCUACUUCAACACCAUGAAACCGAAGAAACAGUAUAGAAGACGCCUAAGAGAAGAAUUCUCCUUCAUUCCUUCAGCAGCACUUGACUUACUGGACCACAUGCUGACACUAGAUCCUAGUAAGCGAUGCACAGCUGAACAGACCCUGCAGAGUGACUUCCUUAAAGAUGUGGAACUCAGCAAAAUGGCUCCUCCAGACUUACCUCACUGGCAGGAUUGCCAUGAAUUGUGGAGUAAGAAACGGCGAAGGCAGCGACAAAGUGGUGUAGUGGUAGAAGAACCACCUCCAUCCAAAGCCUCUCGAAAAGAAACUACCUCAGGGACCGCUGCUGAGCCUGUGAAGAACAGCAGCCCAGCACCACCUCAGCCUGCUCCUGGCAAGGUGGAGCCUGGGGCUGGGGAUCCAGUAGGCCUUGGUGACAUCACACAACAGCUGAAUCAAAGUGAAUUGGCAGUGUUACUAAACUUGCUACAGAGUCAAACUGACCUGAGUAUCCCUCAAAUGGCACAGCUGCUCAACAUCCACUCCAACCCAGAGAUGCAACAGCAGCUAGAAGCCCUGAACCAGUCCAUCAGUGCACUGACAGAAGCCUCUUCCCAGCAGCAGGACUCAGAAUCCAUAGCCCCAGAGGAAUCAUUGAAGGAGGCACCCCCUGCACCAGUAGUCUUGCCUUCAACAGAACAAACAACUCCUGAAGCUUCAAGCACACCAGCUGACAUGCAGAAUAUGUUGUCAGUUCUUUUGAGUCAGCUGAUGAAAACCCAGGAGCCAUCAGGUAAUCUGGAGGAAAACACCACUGACAAGAAUAGUGGGCCACAGGGACCCGGAAGAACUCCCACAAUGCCACAGGAGGAGGCAGCAGCAUGUCCUCCUCACAUUCUUCCACCAGAGAAGAGGCCCCCUGAGCCCCCUGGACCUCCACCGCCGCCACCUCCACCCCCUCUGGUUGAAGGCGAUCUUUCCAGCGCCCCCCAGGAGUUGAAUCCUGCCGUCACAGCCGCCUUGCUGCAACUUUUAUCACAGCCUGAAGCAGAGCCUCCUGGCCACCUGCCACAUGAGCAUCAGGCCUUGAGACCAAUGGAGUACUCUACCCGAUCCCAUCCAAACAGGACUUAUGGAAACACUGAUGAGCCUUCAACAGGGUUCAGUGCCACUGACACUGAUGAACGCAGCUCUGGUCCAGCCUUGACAGAAUCUUUGGUCCAGACCCUGGUGAAGAACAGGACCUUCUCUGGCUCUGUGAGCCACGUUGGGGAGUCCAGCAGUUACCAGGGCACAGGGUGGCAGCAGCAGGCAUAGCCCUUGAAGAAUUCAUCCAUCAGUCACCUUGCAUCCAGUGCCUGGCAAACAUAGUCUCUUGCAUAGUACUUAAAGCCAGGUUCAGAGGAAUUUUCUACCUGUCUAACUUCUGUGAGAGACAGAAGAAGUAGAGGCCUGCUCCUGCUUUCUCUCCCCCAGUACUCCAGAGCUGGUACCCUCAUCAUCUUUUCCUGCUGAUGUGGAAAUCAAUACGUGGAUUGUGGGAUUCAUUUGAAUUCUACCCUGGAGUUGCUUUAUGUUCUGGAUUUGGAGAAUUCCUAGGAAUGUAUGUAAGGAAAGCCAACUCUGUUCCUGGCUACCUUAUCGCCUUCAUUCUGAAAAUAAAUGUCUUAGGUUCCAUUUGCCCUCCUGACACAUGGAGAAUAAAGAAAAAGCUUUGAACCUGACCUUGAAGUCCCUGAAGAGCUUCUUUGGACCUAACUCUGGACAGAUCCAAGAGACCAAAGAAACUGAAGCAUCCUAUCAUGGUAUCAACAGAGCUGGGGAAAGAAAAGCACCAGCCGACCACCUUAGAACCUUUCUUGGAGGAGAGCUGUGUUAUCUGCUCACCAUCCUUGUGGAAACAGCUGAGAGAAAAGGGGAUUGAAUUUUAGCAGAAAGGAUAGAGACCAAACAUGAAAAGAUUUACUCAAGGUACUUCAGGAUGAGCCUACUUCUCUUCAGAAAUUGUUCUGCCUAUGAUGAAUUUAAGUCUGUGCCUGCCCAAGGAACAAAGGAAGAACAUGGUGAUUUUUCCAAGCCUCCUCCAGAUAACCUCAACCCAGAUUCUACAAAAUGCAACUCUCUUUGGUCCAUCAAAAUAUAGCUUGUAGCCAGGUGUGGUAUGCACCUUUAAUCUCAGCACUCAGAAGGCAGAAGUAGGAAUGAGUUCCAGGUCAUAGAGUGAGACCCUACCUCAGAAACAACAAUAAAAAUGUAGUUAGUGUGGUGAUUAGACCACACGUUUUGCCAGACAAGGUGGCACAUGCCUUUAAUACCAGCACUUGGGAGACAGAGGUAGUAGGAUAGCUGUGAGUUCAAGGUCAGCCUGCUGGGACUUCAUAGUGAAUUCCAGCUCAGCCUGGCCUUGAGCAAGACUCUACCUUAAAAAAAAAAAAAAAAAAAUCACAGGUUUCAAAGGCUGAUUCCUUUGGGUUCCAGUGCCAGCUCUGUUGCUUACCAGCUAGCUACCUUGCUAAGUCAUUUAGCUUCUUUGAGGCCUACUCUCUUUGUAAAGUGCUAGGCAUGGUGGUGCAUGCCUUUGAUCCUAGCAGUCAGGAGGCAAAGAUAGGAGGAUCACUGUGAGUUCAAGGCCAGCCUGGGAUUACAUGGUAAAUUCCAUGUCAGCCUGGGUUAGAUCAAGACCCUACCAAUCUCAGGAAAUAAAUUUAAAAAAAAAGAGACUAUGAGAACUACAUGAAAUAGUGUAUAUAAAGCCUGAUCCUCAAGAUGUCUCAGGAUUUAAUGUAAUAAAAUACAUUUGUUUUAAGAAGCCAGCAGAUAGGCAGGAGAGAUGUCUUAGUGGUUAAGGUGCUUGCCUGCAAAGCCUAAGGACCCAGAUUCAAUUUCUCAGUAUCCACAUAAGCCAGAUGCACAAGGUGGCACGUGGACCUGGAGUUUGUUUGCAGUGGCUAGAGGCCCUGGAACACCCAUUCUAUCUCCCUGUAUCUCUCUCAAAUAAAUAAAUCAAAUUCAUUUUUACAAAAAGAAGCCAGCAGGCUUGACAUUGAUUCAAAGAAUACAUGAUUCCCUGACAGUUAUUGCUAUAUGUACACGUGUGCAUGCAUACACACAUAUACUUGGGUUACUGUCCAUAGUUUUCUUUAGGAUAUGGAGUAAGAGUGGCAGUCCUCCAGUAAUGAAGUAGCCCCAAUCCAAUCCUUUGACUCAAGAAAUCAGUUCCCCCAUUCCCAAACCUCUUUGCCAAGAGAGAACCAUUAUUCCAGGCCACAUCUUAGCCACUGUUCUCUCUGCAAUUAUAGCUUCAUUCAGGAUAGAGUUAAGAGAAAUAGUCAUAGGAACAACUAGCAUUUGCUGGACACUUUACAAAAAAUUUGUCAAGUACAUUUGCCAACAUAGCUCUUUGGAUACCUAAAACAACCCAAGAAAGAAAGAAGAAACUUGAUUUAGUGAGUGCCUGCUAUGCACUGGACAUUGUAAUAUAGACAUUUUUUUAAUUUUAAUUUUUUUUUCAGGUAAGCCCAACAGCCUGGGCUUUUUUUAAUGAGAGAGAGAGAAAUGUCAUGGCAGGGCCUCUGGACACGUGUGCUCCUUUGUAUGUAUGAGUGACCUUGCACUUGUGUCACUUUGUGCAUCUGGCUUAUGUGGGAUCUGGGGAGUCGAACAUGGGUCCUUAGGCUUUGCAGGCAAGUGCCUUAACUACUAAGCCAUCUCUCAAG